Molecule: messenger RNA, 2046 nt
Organism: Thamnophis sirtalis
Lineage: Eukaryota; Metazoa; Chordata; Lepidosauria; Squamata; Natricidae
Source: RefSeq, a predicted model, not a curated record
AUGUUUGCGUCCGCCAGGGCUUUAGCCGCCCCGCGGCCUGUGUACCAGCUCAGCUGGGACACACUAAUGUCCCGGCUGAAGAACCACUACACCCCAGCGCCCUCCCGCAUCACUCGCCGCUUCGUGUUCUGCUGGUGCGUUCAGAAGCCGGUGGAAAGCAUCAGCCAAUUUCUGGAGUCGCUCCGGGUAACGGCGGCCCAGUGUGACUUCCAGAAUUUGGACGAAAAUCUGGUCAAGCAAUUUGUGUGUGGGAUGAAGGACAUUAACUUGCGAAGCCGCCUCCUGAGACACCCUCAUAUCAUGAUGCAGCAGGCCAUGGAAUCUGCCAGAGCAGCCGAGCUCUCUGAGCAGUCCACGGCCGAUAUGCAACGCCUGCAACUCUCCCUGCCACCUCCUCCAACGCUGCUUGGGUGCCCUCCGCCUGCCACACAAGCCUGCCUCAUGGACGACCUGGUGCCACCCGAAGACCCCUGCUCUGAAGUUGUUGGCCAGCUCCGGGUGCAGCCUAGGCGCCCUCCACUGCCUCCUCCAGGUGCCACGACCAGCCUGCCGCUUCACAACCGCAGCCGCGCCGCCAGCCACCGCGAGCCCGCUCAGCGGGCUGAAGACUGCCACACCAUCUACCAGCCGGAGAGUGUUGGUGAAAUGGUCAGCCAGGCGUCCGCCGGAGCCCGGAAGGUUUCCGCCGCACUCCAGCUGGAAGGUCAGCCCUGCCGAAUGGAGGUAGACUCUGGCUCCUCCCGUUCCCUGCUCUCCUGGGCCGCCUUCUCCCGCCUGUGUCCCCAUGUCUCCUGUGCCCAGCUACAACCUGUGGACACUUCCCUUAGGGACUACCAGGGGACUAUCAUUCCCACCCUGGGUUCCUUCCCUAUUUGGGUUGACUAUGAGGAUUUUCACGGCCGUUUGCCUAUUUUUAUUGUAAAAGACUCCCUGCCUGCUUUAUUGGGGCUCAAUUGGUUUCCUGCCUUGGGGCUAUCUAUCGGGGCAGUGCAUAGGGUGGUUCCCUCCUCCCUGGAGGAUGUCCUCUUAGAGUUCUCUGACGUUUUUGACAGCCAGCUGGGUUCUUACAAGGGCACCCCUAUUUCCCUCAACCUCGACCCCCAGGUUGCUCCAAUUCGGCUUAAGGCUCGCAGGGUGCCUUUUGCCUUGAGGGCUAAGGUUGAUGCUGAGCUUGAUAAGCUUCUGGUGCAGGGCGUACUCAAACCCGUCAACCAUUCGUGAUGGGAGACCCCAAUUGUGGUCCCUCUCAAGCCAGACAGGUCGGUGCAGAUCUGCGCCAACUACAAGUCAACUAUCAACCUUGCCCUCCAGGCAAACCCCUAUCCAGUCCCUGUGGUGCAGCACCUGCUCCAUUCCCUGGGGCGGGGCUGCACAUUUGCAAAACUGGAUAUGGUGCAGGCCUACCAACAGCUCCCGGUGGAUGACGAUGCGGCGGCCGCCCAGACCAUUGUCACCCAUCGUGGGGCUUUUCGUUGCCGCCACCUCCAAUUUGGCAUUUCCGUGGCCCCAGGGAUCUUCCAGAGCCUCAUGAAAUGGUUGCUCCAUGGGCUCCCUGGCGUGGUUCCAUAUUUCAAUGACGUUCUGAUCACUGCUUCCAGCCGCUCAGAACUCAUCGAAAUCCUUAGGAAGGUCUUCCUGCGUUUUAGGGGCGCGGGUUUAAAACUCAAACGCAGCAAAUGCUCGUUUGCUUUCCCUAGGGUGGAGUUCUUGGGUUUCUUGAUUGACACCCAAGGAAUCCACCCUACACCUGCUAAGGUGGCAGCCAUCAGGAACGCCCCCACUCCCUCCUCCAAGGUGGAGCUGCAGGCAUUCCUGGGGCUUUUGAAUUUCUACGCGCCAUUCGUGCCGCAUAAGGCAUCACUAGUCGAGCCGCUGCAUCAGUUGCUCGACCAAUCCAUGGCCUGGCACUGGGGCAGCCGUGAAGCACAUGCGUUCACGGCUGUCAAAGACACGCUUACGUCAGUGGCUGUCUUAGUACAGUAUAGCGACCAGCUGCCACUGACGUUAGCCUGUGACGCUCCCCCUACGGUCUGGGGGCGGUCCUGA